AUUCACGGCGGCGUGAGGCCAUUACCAUGGUAACGGAAGCGGUGGUCACCUGACCAGCCGCCAUGUUUAACAUCAAAUUAUUGCUGCUCGGACCGCGAGAGAGUGGAAAAACUGUUCUGGCCAAUUUUCUGUCAGAUGCAACUGAAGCCAUUGGUGGUGAUUACAGUCCAACACAAGGUGUCAGGAUUCUAGAGUAUGAAUGUCCAAAUGUGAUUGCCAAUGGGAAAAAUAUUGGUUGUGAAGUGGAACUCUGGGACUGCUCUGGUGAUCAGAAAUUUGAGACUUGCUGGCCAGCUUUAGUGAAGGAUUCCAAUGGAGUUGUCAUUGUGUUUAAUGUUGAUGUACCCAGCCACCUGAAGGAAAUCGAGAUGUUCUAUUCUUCCUUUGUGCAGCAGCCACGGUUGCAUGAUUCUCAAUGUCUUCUAGUUGCUCACCAUAAACCCAACUCAGCAGCUGGCAAAGGGCGGCCUAAUCUUGCCCAGCACCUGAACAAAUUGACUUUGAUCCAUUCAAACCUAGAGGAUGAUCCAGAACAAGUGCGCACAGCUUUUCGGCAGUUCUUGGGGGCAGUCGUCAGUUCUCUAUCCGAGAGCAGAGACAAAGAAGAGAUGUCAAUCAUCACCUAAGAACACCACUAAAUCCUAAAGGAUUUCAAAUUUUUUGUUUGCUGUAAUCACAAUCAGACUCCUAAAUCAUAUUCACUGCAGUUUUUUAGUCACUCAGCCUUUAUUCCAUUCAAAAUAAUUUGAAUUCUGCUUCCUAUUACAGGUGGACUUUUCAUCAGAUCAGUAUUCAACUUGUUUGCACACCAAUCCUAAAAGACAGAAAAGUGCUUGUAAAAGUAUACACAAAUUAGGAAAUAUUUUUGGUGAAAACCAGUCAGCAACAAAUUGGUGAUUUGCAUAUUAUCCAUAAUAUUGAUUCCACACAAUGAUAUUAUUGGAUUUAUUUAGGUUGAAGUUUCUACAGGUUGGUGUUUAAACAAUACAUUAUUGAGCAGUGCCAUACUUUUUACAGAAUACACUGGUCAGUGGCAGCAUGCCAUCAUUGUUUCUGCGAGUUGCAGGUGAUGCUUACCAAAGCAAUAUCUCUCUGGCUGUUAAGUAUUUAUAAUAUCAACUUUGCAAUGUAAGACGAAUUGGCAAUUAGUUAGGCACAUUCAGAUACCCAAACUAAACAUUAUCUUUGUGUAUAACUCUGAAUAAGCAAUGCAAAUUCUAAAUUCCCUGUACCUUAAUUGAUGUAUUAAAAUAUAUAUUUUGUAAAAAAAAUUGUCUGAUUUCUCCUGUGUAAUAAACAUGAAGAUUUAAACAUGAGUCUGGUUCCUUAAUUAGUUAAUGAAAUAAUAAAACUGACUCUUAAAUGUGAUUCAUUUAUUCCAUGUAUUUGCCAUUGAUAUGGCAUACCUAGCAUUGGCAAUUGAAGGAUGGUGAGUGAAUUAAUUUUUUGAUUGUUAUAAAUAAAUGCCCAUUUUCACUG
This is a messenger RNA of Chiloscyllium plagiosum (whitespotted bambooshark), 1479 nucleotides long. RefSeq names its product intraflagellar transport 22 homolog (Chlamydomonas) (gene ift22). NCBI's taxonomy places the organism in Eukaryota, Metazoa, Chordata, Chondrichthyes, Orectolobiformes, Hemiscylliidae. The record is from RefSeq and is a predicted model, not a curated record.